Molecule: messenger RNA, 1158 nt
Organism: Hermetia illucens (black soldier fly)
Lineage: Eukaryota; Metazoa; Arthropoda; Insecta; Diptera; Stratiomyidae
Product: protein phosphatase 1 regulatory subunit 42-like
Exons: 6
Coding region: 100-1065 (321 amino acids)
Molecular function (GO): protein binding
Source: RefSeq, a predicted model, not a curated record
UUUCCACUCACCUGAAUUGAAUACACUUUGCAUUUUCAAUUGACUGCCCUUUAAAUUUGGUGACAUAUUUGAUCGAUACAAUCUUAUUUACGCGAGAAAAUGUCAACAGCUUUCUUGAGAAAAUAUGCCUCCCGGACUACAAACAGUUCGAAAUCCAAACAAAAAGCCCAAGAUGUCACGCAUUUGUAUAUGAACGACAAAAAUUUGGAAAAGAUAGAUAUUACCGUUUCAUGCGACAAUCUCAAAGUGCUAUAUCUUCACAACAACCGCAUCAAUACUAUAGUGAACCUUGAAAAGUUUUUAAAUUUAUCGCAUUUGUACUUACAAUGGAACCGAAUUCAGAAUAUUGAAAAUCUGAACUGUUUGCGAAAUUUGCAAAAACUUUAUCUUGGAUAUAAUAUGAUUAAGCGAUUGGAGAACAUUGAAAGGUUGCAGAGCUUGAAAGAGUUACAUAUCGAAAAGCAAGAUAUUGGGAAUGCUAAUUUUACUUUCGAUUUUUUUACGCUGAAGUCCAUUGCGAGGAAUUUGGAGGUGCUCAAUAUAAGCCAAUUGGGACUCAUGACUUUGGAACCGAUAUCAAUUUUAUUGCGUUUAAAACAUUUGAUUGCAAAUGGAAAUCAGUUUCAGGAUGCGGAGGAAAUAGGGCACGUUUUAGGUCGAAUGAUUUUUUUAGAGAAAGCUGAUAUUCAAGACUGUCCAGCACAGAAAGAUAUUCACUAUAGGGAGAAAAUCACAGCAGGCUCCUACAAUUUGCAAUUUCUCAAUGGAAAAUUCAUUACACCCUACAAUCGAACCUUUAUUAAACGAUUUGAGGAAGUGAAAAACAAACGAAGGACAAAGAGCGACACGGACACAAAACAAAAACCUAAAGCUGUUAACCGUGUGAAACCAUCUGCCCACUCAUUGCAGUUGCAAAAUACAACUGACGAAAUGACUUUUCGAGCUUGGAACUCACUCAAUUCUGCUCAGAAGCCUAUGCGACGAACGGUGAAGAAAGAGGGGAAACUCAGACCUAAGUCAGUCUAUUCUUUAGAAGGAAGACAUAUUGUAAAAGAAAAGGACUGAUAGUUUUCUAUACAUCUGUAUGUGUAAGCUUGUAUAGUUCCACAAAAUUGCAAGUACUAUUUAUCUAUGAAAUUAUAUAUUGAUUUACGUCUA